Molecule: messenger RNA, 883 nt
Organism: Camellia sinensis
Lineage: Eukaryota; Viridiplantae; Streptophyta; Magnoliopsida; Ericales; Theaceae
Product: putative WRKY transcription factor 24
Biological process (GO): regulation of DNA-templated transcription
Molecular function (GO): sequence-specific DNA binding; DNA-binding transcription factor activity
Source: RefSeq, a predicted model, not a curated record
CCAACACACAAAAACCAUUUUCAUAUGCUUCUCUCUCUCUCUCUCUCUCUCUCAUGGACAACUACUCAUCAAUCUUUUCAUGUUCUUCAUCCUCAACAUCAUCAGCUUCUCACUUGUCAUUGAACAUGGUGAAUUCUCAAGCUUACCAUGAAUUUCAAGGUGACAAAGCAAAUGGGUUUUUAGGGUUGAUGACAAACAUGGGAGUUCCAAAUUCAGAAGCUAAUAAUAAUAAUGGUGGUGUUUCUCAGAGCAAAAGCUUUGUUGUUGGAACUGAAAUUAAUGAUGAAAUGAAAUCAUCAGAGAAGAAAAAGGGAGAGAAGAAGAUUAGGAAGCCUAGGUUUGCUUUUCAAACAAGGAGUCAUGUUGACAUUCUUGAUGAUGGAUAUAGAUGGAGGAAAUAUGGACAGAAAGCUGUGAAGAACAACAAGUUCCCAAGAAGCUACUAUCGAUGUACUCAUCAAGGUUGUAACGUCAAGAAGCAAGUUCAACGCCUUUCUAAAGAUGAAGGAAUAGUGGUGACAACUUACGAAGGAAUGCAUUCACAUUCAAUUGAGAAGUCUACUGAUAAUUUUGAGCAUAUCUUAAAUCAGAUGCAAAUUUACACGGCAUUUUGAGCUCUCCAAUUGCAGAUAUAAUAAAUAUUUUUGUGAAAUAUAUACACUUCCAAACUAUACCUUUAAAUAAAAUGUGCCAUAAACAAUGCUUUUAGGACCCCCAUGUGUACAACUUACAAUGGUUAAUUAUUAGUUACAUUGUUUUUAAGUUUUGUUAAGGCACAUUAGAUUUUCAUUAGUGAAAAUAGGAGAAUAUGUAUCCUGUUGAUUACACAAUUAUGAAUUUGGCAAAAACUUUAAGUUAUAAACAGUGUCUCUUACUUGAAUAA